Molecule: messenger RNA, 225 nt
Organism: Protopolystoma xenopodis
Lineage: Eukaryota; Metazoa; Platyhelminthes; Monogenea; Polystomatidea; Polystomatidae
Source: the annotation of a GenBank genome assembly
AUGUCAAUCUCUCUGUUCAGCGUAUUUGCCUCUGUUGCCGCCGGCUCUGUGGCCUGUCCGCUAAGCGACGACCCGUCUCUUGGUCUGGCUUCCAACAGAUAUGUCUUGAUCGGGACCAGCCGCCUCCUUGCCUCCUCGGCCACAUCUGCAGUUCUAUUUGUGCUGCAAAAAUUGACGAGAAGCCAUGGCGAUACUUUUAGACGUAUGCUAAGAUUGGCGGCUUAG